AUGCCUAAGUUAGUUCGAGUUGUGAACCGGGUGGCCGGAGCCGUAUGUGGUGGCCGGAGCCGUGUGGAGAAAAUAUGGAGAGUGGAGAGGGAGAAAGAGCUUCGGAUAUUGUUCUCGGGAGCCUCGGGGCUAGGGUUUCGUAGAGAAUAUGCUGAGUUUAUUCUCUACCCAAAUUCGUAG
Messenger RNA from Prunus armeniaca (apricot), 180 nucleotides. The record is from the annotation of a GenBank genome assembly. NCBI's taxonomy places the organism in Eukaryota, Viridiplantae, Streptophyta, Magnoliopsida, Rosales, Rosaceae.